AUGUAUCCGGCAUGUGUUUCGCCGUGCAUUUAUGAUCCAGAAGCAGUCCGUUCAUUAACAAAGACGGAUUUCAUUCCAAAUAUUACUUCUUAUGAGAAUAUCUACAAUUUUGGAAUCAUGAAACAAAUGAUUUUCCUUCAGAAAGCAGCUAUUGAGAUUUUCAAAGAUCUUGAUAUAGCAUUUAAUGAAACAGAAUUAAGAUUAUAUAAUCUUCAAACGAAAGUAACUUCUUUCAAUGAAUUCAGCGCAAAAAUAAUUCAUCAAAACUCUAAGAAGAGUAUUAAAGAUUAUAAGCAUCCUUCAAAAGUUUUCGUCCCUAUUCCAAAACUAAAUACGUACGAACUUCCAAUCAAUUCGUUCUUCCAAUUCGGUGAAACAUUUCCUGAACAGCUUAACCUCAACAAUUUCGAGAACCUCAUCGAUAACGUUAACGAAGCUAACCUCGAACUUUCAGAUCCUAAAUACUACGAGAAGCAACUUCAAAAGGAACUUUUAGAAAAAUACCGUGCAGAUCAAAAUGCUCCAAAGAGGAAGGUACAAGAGAAAGUAUCCCAAGCUGAAUAUGAAAUUGAGCCUGAUACAGCUCAGCCUCUUCCAUUUGACUCUGUUUUACCACCAAAUACAAGAUUAAACGCUCCACCGCCUAAAGGAGAGACACAGAACUGGCGCCAUAAAGGCCAUUACGUUCCCCGCAGCAAUAACCUUACCAAUUACGGCGUUGGCGGCGGAAAAAGAGUUCCACAAGCUGCUCGUGGAAUUCAAGUGGGAAAUUCAAAGAAAUCCAACAUGGGGCAUAUUACUGUCGACAUUUUCGAGAAGCAGCCACGUCAAGCACCCAUCCUGAAGCUCGUACAACCACCAAGACUUCAAAAUUAUCCGAAUGCGAUUUCUGUUCCAACGAUACCAACCAGACAACCUCCGAAACUCAUCGACUGCGAACUUACUACACGUGCAACAUCAGCGUUCUCUCAAAUGGAGAUGAGACAGCGCGUGGAACUCGAUUUAUCUUUCGUUGUCAGAAACGAUGUUUAUUUGAAAGAAACCGUCGAAGAAAAUUCCUUUGUUUCACAGCGUGGAGCACCAGCCGCACCCGCCAUGGCUCCUCCACCAACUCCGCCCCCUCCUCCACCUCCUUCUGGACUUCCUCCGCCUCCAAGUCCUUCUUUCGAUUUGUCUUCGGCUCCAAAACUCAAAAGUGUCCAAACGAACGCGAACAAGCCUCCUACUACAGCUCCUGCAGGUGGUGGCAUCGACAUGGGCCAGCUGAAGAACGAAAUCCAGAACAAGUUAAAGGCAGGACUGACGAAGGUCACUCCGGACAUGGUAAACAAGCCAAAGCAGCCAACAGGACCUUUAACUCACCUGGAUCUCAUCAAAGCAGGUAACUUCAAGCUCAGAAAGAUCUCAGAAGACAACAGACCACCUCCAAAGCCAAUUCCAAAGGAGAAGGAAAUCAACCAGAACGAACUUUCAUUGGAAGAACUUCUCGUUCACGAACAACGUCGUAGAGAAGCAUUCCAGGACUCUGAGGAUGAUGAAAGAACUGAAGAAUCUACUGAAGACUGGUAA
Molecule: messenger RNA, 1569 nt
Organism: Trichomonas vaginalis G3
Lineage: Eukaryota; Parabasalia; Trichomonadida; Trichomonadidae
Exons: 1
Coding region: 1-1569 (522 amino acids)
Source: RefSeq, a predicted model, not a curated record